This is a messenger RNA of Peromyscus maniculatus bairdii (prairie deer mouse), 4577 nucleotides long. NCBI's taxonomy places the organism in Eukaryota, Metazoa, Chordata, Mammalia, Rodentia, Cricetidae. The record is from RefSeq and is a predicted model, not a curated record.
CCUUGUGCCAAGAAAUGCUAAAUAGAGAGAUGUUUCUCAUGCUUGUUCCCCUAUCUAUCCCAGAGGUUAUAUCAUGUCCACAAGCCCAUGACUCUGCUUGGUCCCUGCUUGGCCAGAAAGGGGCUUUUUUCCUGCUCCACCACUGUUAGCCUUUCCUCCAGACUUCCUUCCCUCUCUCCUCAGUAACCCAGCCCUGACCCCUUAGCUUCGGCUGGCUUUCUUCAUCUGACUCUCCUCCCACUUCACACUCCUUCCCCUUCCCCUCUGUCCUCUGUUCCUUCCUUUUCCUGAUCCUUCUUUCUUCUCUCCCUCCACAUUCCCCUUCUCUCCAGCGUUCUUUAUUUCCCUUUCCAAAUGCUACUUCUGUGUGGCAUGCACAGCUAGGAGCCCUGUGACGUCAUCAAAGACCCACUCUUUUCCUGGCCUUGGAAAGAGAAACUGGCCUGCCACAGCCAGUGCUAAUUGGAAGGGGUCGGCCUGGAUCUGAAACCUGCAGGUGGGGUUUGGGAAGCCAGCCUUGCAGUGUCUUCAAAGAGGCCUGAUUUUGUCAAGACACGUUAUGGACCCGAGUUUAAGAAAAAGACACCAAAGUGACAAGCAAGUCAACAACCGCUCUGUUUUGGUGCUGAUGAAUGGCAGGGUUGAGGAGGACAAAUGGAUGAAUGUUCAAGUGGGAGACAUAAUAAAACUAGAAAACGAUCACCCUGUCACAGCAGACAUACUGUUACUCUCCAGCAGUGAGCCCUGCGGCCUGACAUACAUUGAAACAGCGGACCUGGAUGGGGAAACCAACCUGAAAGUGAAGCAGGCCAUCUCGGUGACCAGUGAAAUGGAGGAUAACCUGGAGCUGCUGUCUGCCUUUAAUGGAGAAAUUCGAUGCGAGCCUCCCAAUAACAAGUUGGACAAGUUUUCCGGAGUCCUGACCUAUCUGGGGGAAGACUACUUCCUGGGCCAUGACAAGCUACUGCUCCGGGGCUGCAUCAUCAGGAACACGGAUUGGUGUUACGGUUUGGUGAUUUAUACUGGGCCAGACACCAAAUUAAUGCAGAACAGCGGCAAGUCCACCUUCAAACGAACACACAUAGACCAUCUCAUGAAUGUCCUUGUGGUCUGGAUCUUCCUGGCUUUGGGUGCAAUGUGCCUUCUGCUGUCCAUUGGACAUGGCAUUUGGGAGAGCCACAAAGGCUACUUCUUCCAGGCAUUUCUCCCAUGGCAGCGUUACAUCGCUUCAUCAGCUACAAGUUCUGCCCUGGUUUUCUGGUCCUACUUCAUAGUCCUCAACACCAUGGUUCCCAUUUCCCUCUAUGUCAGUGUUGAAAUAAUAAGACUGGGAAACAGUUACUAUAUCAACUGGGAUCGACAGAUGUAUUAUGCACCAAAGAACACCCCAGCACAGGCACGCACUACCACCCUCAAUGAAGAACUCGGCCAAGUUAAAUAUGUGUUCUCUGACAAGACAGGAACUCUGACUGAGAAUGUGAUGAUCUUCAACAAAUGCUCCAUCAAUGGGAAGACCUACGGUUAUUCCUAUGAUGCCAAUGGACAGUGUGUGCCAGGCUCUCCGAAUGACAAGGUUGACUUCUCCUAUAACCAGCUGGCCGACCCUAAGUUCUCAUUCUAUGAUAAUACUUUGGUGGAAGCCGUGAGGAAUGAAGACCGCUUUGUGUACCUCUUCUUCCUCUGCCUCUCACUGUGCCACACUGUGAUGUCCGAAGAGAAGGUGGAAGGUGAGCUGGUGUACCAGGCUCAGUCACCAGAUGAAGGUGCCCUGGUCACUGCUUCUAGGAACUUUGGCUUUGUGUUCUGUUCCCGCACACCUGAGACAAUCACAGUGAUCGAAAUGGGGAAAAUACGAGUUUACCAGCUGCUGGCUAUUUUGGACUUCAGCAAUGAGCGCAAGAGGAUGUCUGUGGUUGUUCGGACACCUGAAAAUCGGGUCAUGUUGUUCUGCAAGGGAGCAGACACCAUCAUCUACGAGCUCCUUCAUCCCUCCUGUGCGUCCCUUAGUGAUGUGACCAUGGACCACUUAGAUGAUUUUGCCAGUGAAGGCCUGCGCACCCUCAUGGUAGCUUACCGAGAAUUGGAUAGUGCAUUUUUCCAGAAGUGGAUUAAAAAGCACAGUGAAGCCUGCCUGACUCUCGAGGAUCGAGAAAGAAAAUUAACUCUGGUCUAUGAAGAAGUUGAAAGCAACUUAAUGUUACUAGGGGCCACAGCCAUCGAAGACAAGCUUCAGAGCGGAGUACCUGAGACAAUUUUCACCCUGAGCAAAGCCAAAAUCAAAAUGUGGGUUCUAACUGGCGAUAAGCAAGAGACUGCUGUGAACAUCGCCUACGCCUGUAGGCUAUUCAAGGAUGAAAUGGAUGGGGUGUUCAUGGUGGAAGGCACAGACAGGGAAAGUGUUCUGCAAGAACUCAGGAGUGCAAGGAACAAGAUGAAACCCGAGUCUCUGCUGGAAUCAGAUCCCAUAAACAUUUAUCUUGCCAGGAAACCCAAAAUGCCUACAAGAGUACUUGACGAGACACCCAACGGCGACUAUGGCCUGGUCAUCAGCGGCUACAGUCUGGCCUAUGCUCUAGAAGGGAACAUGGAGUUGGAGCUACUACGAACAGCGUGCAUGUGCAAGGCGGUAAUCUGCUGCCGGAUGACCCCCCUUCAGAAGGCCCAAGUGGUAGACCUGGUGAAGAGGUACAAGAAGGCAGUGACCCUGGCCAUCGGGGACGGGGCCAAUGACAUCGGCAUGAUCAAAGCUGCCCACAUCGGGGUUGGCAUCACGGGCCACGAAGGGAUGCAGGCCAUGCUCAACAGCGACUUCUCCUUCAGCCAGUUCCACCACCUUCAGCGCCUCCUCAUGGUGCAUGGCCGCUGGUCUUACAAUCGCAUGUGCAAGUUCCUCAGCUACUUCUUUUACAAAAACUUCGCCUUUACACUGGUGCACUUCUGGUACGCCUUCUUCAACGGGUUCUCUGCUCAGACAGUGUACGACACUUGGUUUAUCACCUGCUACAAUCUGAUCUACACUUCCCUCCCUGUGCUUGGCUUGAGUCUGUUUGAAAAGGAUGUGAAUGAAACAUGGAGUCUGUGUUACCCAGAGCUGUAUGAGCCAGGACAGCACAACCUGUAUUUCAACAAGAAGGAAUUUAUUAAGUGUUUGAUACAUGGCAUCUACAGUUCCUUCGUGCUCUUCUUUGUCCCCAUGGGGACCAUCUUCAACUCAGAACGCAGUGAUGGAAAGGACAUCUCUGACUUCCAGUCCUUCUCCUUGAUAGUGCAGACCACCUUGAUCUGGGUGAUGACGAUGCAGAUCGCCCUGAGGACAAACACCUGGACGAUAAUAAGCCAUGCCUUCACCUGGGGUAGCCUGGGCCUCUACUUCUGCGUCUUAUUCUUCCUGUAUAGUGAUGGCUUGUGUCUGAUGUCCCCCAGCACCUUCCAGUUCUUAGGUGUGGCCAGGAACAACCUUAACCAGCCACAGAUGUGGCUGUGUCUGAUCCUCAGCACGGUCCUCUGUAUGAUUCCUGUGAUUGGCUACAACUUCCUGAAACCACUGCUCUGUCCUGUCAAUGUGGACAAGGUUCUGAACAGGAUUCAUUUUUGCUUGAAACAUCCACUGCCACCCACAGUCAAGACCAAAGCAAAACACCCAGGCCUUCGACGUUCUGCCUAUGCGUUCUCCCACAAACAGGGCUUUGGGGACCUCAUCACAUCUGGCAAGACACUGAAGUCCAAGGCCUUCAAAACAAACAAGAAGUUCUUGUAAAAAGCAGAGGCCCUUAGGAAAGCACUCAAUCAGUCAACAAUUGCUCUUCCUCCCUUUAAUUUAUGCAACUUAGUAAAAAGGGAUGAGGGUCUUGAGAAACAGCACCAACCUACCCCCAGGCCUUCAGCUUCCUCAUCCCCCAGCAAGCUGUACCCUGGAAAGGCAAGGGAAGAGACAACAGCCCCAGAUAUCAGCCAGAGUUACAGCAUUUCAAGAAAAGGCAAGUUCACGCCUCCCAUGGUUCCUUCCACACUGUCAUCCAGACAAGCAGAUGUGGGAGAGAUGAAGAGGGGCGAUAAAGAAGGAGAAGACAGGGCCAAGGAACCUCAGUUUGGGCCCUGUCCCUCUCACACCCAGAGCAACUGUAAACCUUCCCAGAACCCCACGUGAACAUAUCCCACCCAGACACCGUUUUCAGAUUUAUCUGGAAGAUUCAGGGUGCCAGGGUGAGUGUUUUGCUGGCCCUGAGCAGCAAAGGAGGCAGCCGUGAAGACUUGGUCUGAAGAAGCUGAAGCAGAGUUUCUGGACCAAACAGAAAAGAAGAAGAAGAAAGGAAAGACAAUGGAGGCAGGUCCUGCCUGGAUAGGACAGCUCAAAUUCUGCCUUUCCCUCUCUGACCCCUUUGAUCUAAGAACUGAUGUUUAUUCAGGCAUUAGAACCUGGAGGGGAACAACACGGGAUUUAGAAAAUAAUUUCCUAAUGGGAUGUAAGCCACUGCUGCUGAGUGUUUGUCUUCUAUAGAAUGAUUCUGAGAAGAAAUUGUAUGGACUUGAAAAGAUGUUUCUAAGAAGUUUGUGGAGAAAUAAAUUGCUUAUUUGGA